This is a messenger RNA of Puccinia graminis f. sp. tritici CRL 75-36-700-3, 696 nucleotides long. RefSeq lists its product as uncharacterized. Bases 1 to 696 code for a protein of 231 amino acids. NCBI's taxonomy places the organism in Eukaryota, Fungi, Basidiomycota, Pucciniomycetes, Pucciniales, Pucciniaceae. The transcript is spliced from 3 exons. The record is from RefSeq and is a predicted model, not a curated record.
AUGAGGGAACAGAGGAUGUCUAUGGUUGCAAAUUAUCGGCAAUACGUCUUCCUUCAUGAAGUUUUAUUAACUUACUUAUUAAAAGAAUUGAAUAUUUCGACUAACGAUAAUAAUUCGAAUAAUCCGAUGAUUACUCCGAAUAAUGGGAAUAAUCUGACUCCGACGUUGACACCGCUCGGGAAGAAUAUGACGAGUCCUACGAGCACGACCAGUCCGACAAACACAAACACGGCAAGUCCUACGAACACGACGAGUGGGUCGAGUAGUAGUACGACGACAACGACUGCGAAUAGGGAUCGGAGUAAGAUGGAUGGCCUGAUGACCGAUAACCAUCCCCUCUCAUCUUCUCAAUCUCAGUCGAUUGGUCAAGAAGACAAUCAGAACAAUAAGAAGAUGAAUUGGACGGUCGAUAAUCAUCGCUCGACUGCCCCUUCUUCGGUUAAGGAUUAUAAUCAAAGACAACUCGUCGUCCUUGAUCAUCAAGACCAAUCCUCUUCUCAUCAUCAUCUUUCACCCUCGCCCUCUCAUUUGCCUCUUCUUAACUCCAUCUCCUCCUCUUCUUCUUCUUCCACUACUUCUGCUUCUACUACUUCUGCGUCUGGAUCAUCUGCGUCUGAGCUUAUGCUCCCUCUUGAUGCUAGUACUCCUCCUCCCACUCUCACUCCGACUCUUCCUUCUAUGGACUCUUUCUUUUAG